Molecule: messenger RNA, 2538 nt
Organism: Penicillium coprophilum
Lineage: Eukaryota; Fungi; Ascomycota; Eurotiomycetes; Eurotiales; Aspergillaceae
Product: C2H2-type zinc finger protein
Exons: 5
Coding region: 1-2538 (845 amino acids)
Biological process (GO): regulation of transcription by RNA polymerase II; DNA-templated transcription
Cellular component (GO): chromatin
Molecular function (GO): RNA polymerase II cis-regulatory region sequence-specific DNA binding; DNA-binding transcription factor activity, RNA polymerase II-specific; zinc ion binding
Source: RefSeq, a predicted model, not a curated record
AUGUCCCCAUCACCCCAGCCGCACAGGGGUGCUCGUGGAGCAAGGGCUCGUAUCUGCAUACACUGCGGUCGGAGCUUCCGACGAACUGAGCAUUUGGAGAGACACAUUCGCACUCACACCAAAGAGAAGCCGUUCAUCUGCUUCUGUGGGGCGGCCUUUACUAGAAGGGACCUAUUGAAGCGUCACACACGUAUAUCACAUCAAGAUAGCGUGAACUCACCGACGCCGCCCGAGCCAACGACGAAGCCGGAUUUCCAGCCAACACAUCAGCCGGCAUCGAUUCCCCCGGAAUAUGAUACACCACCUAGUUCCGUACCGGUGGGACCCCUUGCAGGAUCAUCGGCUGUGCACCAAUGGGGUGGGUCACAGAACACACCUUAUUUAGAGCAGCAUCACAAUGCCGGCAUGCUGCCUGCUGCUACUGCAGCUCCACACCCUGCCAUUGACCCGCAUACGGGUAUGGUACAUGACCCGGAUAUGCUUCAAGCUGCCCAGCUGCUUCUCCCAGGUGACUACCGACCUACAGCACAACCGAUGCCCUACUUGCCUGAAGAUUUGAAUCAUUUCCAGGAAUUUACCCACUUCUUGGAUUCCAUUGGCUUGCCGGGGGAAUGGGUUCCUAGCGAAGGCGAAAGAUCUCAGACACAGGAGGUCAAUCUGGAAGACCUGAGAGAGACAGUCCGACAGACCCAAGAGCACCACGAGCGGCGUAGAAGAAGUGGAGAAGGCUCCCGAGGGGACUCACCAUUCAGAUCAUGGCUUCCAUCUGUGCCGAGGGGCGACCAAAGCCUAGGAACCCUGUCUGAUUCUGAACCACCCCAAAACGCGAAAAGGCCGUCACGAUUCAAUGUCACCGAAGACCAACGGUUUCGGCUUGCGGCAUCUCUCGAAGAAUUUCGCCAUGUCAUUCCGGACUUCGUACUGCCGUCUCGUCACACAUUGACUCGGUACCUCACAUCCUAUUUUGAAGGAUUCCACCCACAUCUUCCAUUUAUGCACAUCCCAACUUUCAAUAUCAAUGAUCGCGCCCCCGAGGUGGUUCUUGCUAUCAUGACGAUUGGAGCUCAGUAUAGAUUUGAGCACCGCAAUGCAGAAAGAAUAUUCCACGUUUCCAAAGCUGUUCUAUUUGAACGAAUGUCGAGAGAGCCCCGUUUUCCAGCCAAGCCAAGUUACAAUUCAGGCUCUCAAGUACCGCUAGGGAUAUCACCUUAUUCCAACUUUGAUCAAUCUCUUACACAACCACAGGUGUCAGCGGAAAGAACUGCUGUUUGGAAACAAAUUGAAAUUACUCGCUGCCUUCUCAUCCUGAUGGGCUACUCUACGUGGGAAAGUGCGAGGCUGGUACAAGAAGCCUUUCAUCUUCAAGGCUUGUUGGUUCGGCAUCUCCGCGAGGCUGGUCUGACAGAAGAUACAAUACGCUCUGAUCCACGCACACCGCUCGACUGGUACGAAUGGGCAGACCAAGAAUCCGCGCGGCGUACAAAGUUGAUUGCAUUCUGCUUUAUACAUGUUCACAGCGUUGCAUACAAUGCUUAUCCAUCUCUGCGCAGUAAUGAGAUACACCUGCGUCUUCCAUGCUCAACCGUCGAAUGGACCGCCAGCACCGCUGCGGAAUGGGAAGCAGCCCAAAGAGAACGAGGCCCCCAACAGCUGUUCUUCCAAGACGCAUUAACACUUCUCUUGCAAAAGUCCCGAUCAGCCAUACCACUAGACCCUAUUCCCGCGCCAUUGGGUAACUAUAUCCUCCUGCACGGACUCCUACAACGAAUCCACCUCGUGAGUGAGCUAUCGUUACCAAACGGAAACCAAUCCACGACUCUCCCAACAGAGGAACUGAAUAAAUUAGAGCAAGUCCACUACUCACAAAUGUCCCCCAAAUCCAACUCUAACAACCUGUUUCAUAGACGAGCUCUCCGAUCCUGGACCUCCGUGUGGCAACAAGCCCCAGAAUCCAGUCUAGAUCCGCAGAACGCAAACGGUCCAAUCCCAUUUACCUCCAGUGCAUUCCUGGGGCUCGCAUACGUCCGCCUAUCUCUGAAUCUCGGUCCUCACCGCCGCCUCGAAACCCGCGACCCGACAAUAAUAGCGACGGCACUCCGCCGCUCACCCCGGCCAGAACGAAGCUAUCGUCUCAUUCCGGCACUUAUAUACGCCGCUCAUGCCCUCAGCAUCCCCGUGCGCCUGGGCAUAGAUCACAUCGCUCGGAGUCAAGCCUUCUUUUGGAGCGUUCGGCACUCGCUAGCUAGCAUUGAAUGUGCAGUAUUGCUAAGCAAAUGGCUGUUUACCAUUGCUGAGGCGGGACCGGAUCAGUCUUUGAGUGAAAACGAAACCCGGAUUUUACGCUGGACCCGUUGCAUCAUUGAGGAGGCAUAUUCGUCUAUUGAUACAGAUGAUGGCGAGGCACCGCCAGAUCUGGAACCGGCUUCUUUGGGAUUGGCUGUUCUUAAGUUAUGGGCUAGGUUAUUUGGGACAAAUACUCAGUGGCCGUUUAUUAAUGUUCUUGGACAGAGCUUGGAAGAGUAUAUGACUAUGAUUUGA